GCGCUCAGGCUGAAGAAGACACCAGCGACGAGGACGACCGAGAGGCCCAUAACGGCAGUGUUGGCUUUCCAGUUCUUGGGUUGUGAGUACCAACCACCAGCGGGUGACCAGACGUGCUUGGGGCGACGUAUUGCAACUCACCACAUGCGCCGCUCAUUGCUGUCGCCGCGCUCACUCCGCCUGUUGUCGCCAACCUCGACCACAGCCUCCUCUCGCCGUGCCUUUGCCCUCUCGUCCCGCCUCGCCCAAGAUGCCCCCGUGACACCAUCACAACCUGCAACACUGGACGAAGCCAUCCUGGACACAACCUCUGUCCCCGUCUCAAACUUCUCCAGGACUUACAAUCUCAAUCCUCCCGUCACCGUCAGAGCCGCUCGCAUCGACUCUCCCAAGCUCAGCGCUCUCCAUGCCCGUCUUUCGCUCCCACCGCGCUUCCCCGUUAGCUCUCUCGGACGCUGCCUGGUACACCCCUCGGCCGAUCGCAACCCUCUAUACAACAAUGCCUCGCUCGCUGUCAUUGGCCAAGACCUGCUUGCAAACUACACUGCCGAGUGGCUCUUGUGCAACUACCCUCGCCUCCCCAUGCAGGUCCUGUUCGCCGCCCAGUACGCUUACUCGGGCCCGCCUACUCUCUCAGCCAUGCGCGAGGAAUGGGGUGUAGAGUCCGUCGCCGCCCCCGGUGUCGAGGUCGACCCUGGUCUCUUGCAAUUCACCCGCAUCAAGCCCGGAAACGCCAUGGCCGAAGGCACCAUGCUUCGUCAAAAGGACAUGCCCUCGGCUCAAGACAAAUCUGCCUCCGCUCGUCCCAAUUCACAAUGGAACUACCGCCGCGGCACCUCUUCUCGCAUUGUCUACGACAACAACUUUGGCGACCUGCAAGACACUGCAGACGCCCCGGCCUCUGAAUACUCCCACAACCCUGAGGCCGGCGUCACCACCGAAGAGGCUUCGGCCACCUUCAUCAACGCCGUCUUCGGUGCCCUCUACCUACACGCCGGUGCCCAAGCCACCCAGGCCUUCCACCAAGCUCACAUCCUCUCGCGCCACAUUCCCCUGCAUACUCUCUUCUCCUUCACCCACCCAACCCGCGAUCUCUCUCGUUUGUGUGCACGUGAAGGCUUUGAGCCGCCAGUUGCCCGUCUGCUUUCCGAGACUGGUCGUCACUCUCGCAGUCCCGUCUUUGUCGUCGGUGUCUACAGCGGCAGCGACAAGCUAGGAGAAGCCGCUGGCUCAAGUCUGGACGAGGCUCGUGUGCGUGCCACUGCAACCGCUCUUCGCUCCUGGUACCUCUACUCGCCUCCCCGCGAGAACAUUGUUCUUCCCAGUCAAUCUGGCACCACGCAAUGGAAGCCCCAGAUGAUCGACAUUGGCGAGAUUGUCACUUGA
Aureobasidium namibiae CBS 147.97 is the source of this 1386-nucleotide messenger RNA. Its product is annotated as ribonuclease III. The annotation marks the transcript as partial. Gene Ontology annotation, molecular function: ribonuclease III activity; double-stranded RNA binding. NCBI's taxonomy places the organism in Eukaryota, Fungi, Ascomycota, Dothideomycetes, Dothideales, Saccotheciaceae. The transcript has 3 exons. The record is from RefSeq and is a predicted model, not a curated record. Gene Ontology annotation, biological process: primary miRNA processing; regulation of gene expression; rRNA processing. Gene Ontology annotation, cellular component: nucleus.